CGGCGCUGUACCAGUGACGGGUGGUCAUGGCGACUCGUCGGGCUCUGCACUUCGUGUUCAAAGUGGGAAACCGCUUCCAGACGGCGUGUUUCUAUCGUGACGUCCUGGGAAUGAAGAUUCUUCGGCAUGAGGAAUUUGAGGAAGGCUGCAGAGCUGCCUGUAAUGGGCCUUAUGAUGGAAAAUGGAGUAAAACAAUGGUGGGAUUUGGCCCUGAGGAUGAUCAUUUUGUUGCAGAACUGACUUACAAUUACGGCAUUGGCAACUACAAGCUUGGCAAUGACUUCAUGGGUAUCACGCUCGCUUCUAGCCAGGCUGUCAGCAACGCCAGGAAGCUGGAGUGGCCACUCAGUGAAGUGGCAGAAGGUGUUUUUGAAACCAAAGCCCCGGGAGGAUAUAAGUUCUAUUUGCAGGACGGCAGUCCACCUCAGUCAGAUCCUGUACUAAAAGUAACUCUAGCAGUGUCUGAUCUUCAGAUGUCCUUGAACUACUGGUCUAAUCUACUGGGAAUGAAAAUUUAUGAAAAAGAUGAAAAGAAGCAGAGGGCUUUGCUGGGCUAUGCUGAUAACCAGUGUAAGCUGGAGCUACAGGGCAUCCAAGGGGCAGUUGAUCAUGCAACAGCUUUUGGACGAAUUGCCUUUUCUUGCCCCCAGAAAGAGUUGUCAGACUUAGAAGAUUUGAUGAAAAGGGAGAACCAGAAGAUUCUGACUCCCCUGGUGAGUCUGGACACUCCAGGGAAAGCAACAGUGCAAGUUAUCAUUUUGGCCGACCCUGAUGGACAUGAAAUUUGCUUUGUGGGGGAUGAAGCAUUUCGAGAACUCUCUAAGAUGGAUCCAGAGGGAAGCAAAUUAUUGGAUGACGCAAUGGCAGAAGAUAAAAGUGAUGAAUGGUUUGCUGCCCAAAAUAAACCAAAGGCUUUAGGUUAACCGAAGACAUCACGUGGAACAAGCAUUAGUGAUUCCUGUCGAACACCUGUGAGGCCUGAUGUGUGCAUUAUGUGACAAAUGUUCUCACAACUUGGUGGUUUCCUGUAUAGGCAGAGAGGCUGGGUGAUGAAGAUUUGUGUAUUUUAAUCUUUGAGAGCUCUGAUAUAUUUUAGAGAGAAAAUCCUAUCAUUAUCAGUAAACUCUUGCUGUCAUCUGUGCCAUCCCUGGAAGGGUACAUUUUGUGUGUAACUGUAUUAGAUUAGUAAUAAAUUCUUCUGCAGCCUGGGACAGCUGUAUUGAACAGGACCUUUGGUUGGGAAUGGAGGGAAUUUUGAUAAGUAUGUAGAUUUAAUGAGAACAAAUAAACCCAAAUCAAUUGCUUACAGCAGGAGUACUUCCAGUACCUGGUGACAGUAUGCUAUUCUAAUGUCUUACUCUGGCAGGCCUUGACCGAUAAAAACUUAAAGAAAUUUUGUGCCUUGAACCAAAAGACUUGGUUAACUUUCCCACAUUCUUUGCUUUAAAUUUUUGAGUAGCCAGAGAAAACAGACCAAAGGAUCUAAUGUGUUAAUGUUACUACAUGCCUGGCUCUGUGCUAGUUUCUCUCUCUCCCUCUAUAUAUAUAUAUUUUUUUUUUCUUUUAAUCCUCAUAAGAAGAGACCAUGUUAGAUUUCUUAAUGAUGGAUUAGAUGAUCUCUUCAGCAUGAAAAACUUUUAAAAAAUAUUUUCUUGUUUUCUAUUUGAUUCUGCAGAACAAAUCAAUUUUAAUCACUGGAAAUAAAAUUAAAUUGGGCAUAGUUAUUAUGAAAUGUUUUUUGAAAUUAUGCUUCUGAAAUCAAGCUGUUACAACUAACCUGUAAGACUCAUUAUUUAAAGUGGUUGCCAGGUUCAAAAUAUAGGGAAGAAACUGAUGAGACUGGAAAGGAUUGACUUAGAAGAUACCAGCUCCUGUACAAUAUACAUGAAAUUACUUGUAAAUCAUAGCCUCUGCUGUUCUCCCUUGCUGGCAGGGUAGGGUAUGGAAAUUUCAGAGUGAGUUACAGCUCACCUUCUGAUAGGGCUAUCUUACCUUCACUCAGAGGAAACAGUUAUUUCCCAGCUCCACAGCACUUUUCAUUCCACUUAAUUAAAUUCUCUAUCUUAGGGAAGCAAUUGUGAGUUUCAAAGCAAAUCAAGCUAUGUUCCUCCUGUCAACAGUUGGUUCACUUUUUUUUUUUCUAUGCAUGGGGAAAUUAUUAUAUGAAUUUUGAAUAAUCGAGUAAA
This is a messenger RNA of Kogia breviceps (pygmy sperm whale), 2186 nucleotides long. RefSeq names its product glyoxalase domain containing 4 (gene GLOD4). The record is from RefSeq and is a predicted model, not a curated record. Lineage: Eukaryota; Metazoa; Chordata; Mammalia; Artiodactyla; Physeteridae.